Molecule: messenger RNA, 993 nt
Organism: Trypanosoma theileri
Lineage: Eukaryota; Euglenozoa; Kinetoplastea; Trypanosomatida; Trypanosomatidae
Exons: 1
Coding region: 1-993 (330 amino acids)
Source: RefSeq, a predicted model, not a curated record
AUGAUAAAGAUCAGGCACAAACCAAAACCGCUGAGGGAAACGGUCAAGGUAGAAACGAUAACUAUAUCUCUGGUGAGAGUCGGCGUACUCAAGUUGACCAAGGAUUGGCUAAUAACGACCGGUCAACUGGAGAAGAAGCUAAUUCUGUUGACAACACCCAACCUGGAGGGACACCUGGAAAUCAAAAUGAACAACGAUCCGAUUCUUCUCUUGAAUCCACUUCACUUGAUGCAGCCACUCAUGAAAACAGUGCCACGAAUAAACCGACAACAGGCACACAGGAUUCUCAAUCAAACAGUGGUACAGGUGAUGCCAAUAACUCAGCGAGCACAGACUCUGACCCACCCACUCCACCCACUGAAGAGGAAUCAACCACCACCACCACCACNCGCUCUCCUGCUCUCAUGUGCGUGUGUGCACGUCCUCGCUGAAGAAGUGCCUGCCGCCGAUCUUUCCGACCAAGUCCCUGAUACGGAGAGUGAGAGAAAGAUUAUUCUUCAAGGAGCUCCUGAGGCCCAACUUUAUCCUAAUUGCACUGGUGGUCACACUGAAACUACUACCAUUGGUACUUGUCCUUCUGUAUCACAACCAGCACCAAAAGAAGUUGUUCCUGAAAAAAAAGUACCGCCUGAUCCUGUUCCUGGUACCCCUGGUGAAGCUGAAUGCUCUGCUGCUGCUCCUGAGGCUUCUAAUCAAAAUUGUCGUACUUCCACUACUACAAGUGGAUCUACUGGAGGAAUAAAAGGUGAUAGUGCAGACACACAAGGACUACCAGCGGUCUCACAAAGGACUGAGACGGACAGUGGUGUACAAAGCCCACAGGGUCCUCCCAGUGCUGCUGCUCCCUCUCCUGGUCCUACUUCUGAUUCUCCUGAUAUUAAGGGAAGUGGUGCUGUGUCUGCAAGUGAAAGGCAAGCUGGAGGAAGUGUGGGAAAUGCAAAUGGAACAGCAGAACAACCUUCUACUAACGGUUCAACCACAGAGUGCAGCUGA